Molecule: messenger RNA, 639 nt
Organism: Spirometra erinaceieuropaei
Lineage: Eukaryota; Metazoa; Platyhelminthes; Cestoda; Diphyllobothriidea; Diphyllobothriidae
Source: the annotation of a GenBank genome assembly
AUGGCGAGACCCCAAGAUACGGCUUUGGCCCGAUUCUAUGGCCUCUCUAAGGUACACAAAGAGGGCGAUCCUCUCCGACCCACCAUGCUGCUCAAGGAUACUCCAACGUAUGGACGGGAAAACUGGCCGUUCCAGCGUCUUAAGGUCCUGACCGCUGAGUUAGACAUCACGGUCCCUUCAUCAGCAAAAUUCCUGGAGGAACUUAAAGGGUCAGGUCUCCUUCCAAAUGAGGUCAUGGUAUCUUCCGAUAUUGCGUUAUUUUCUAAUUCUAUUCUCCAGGACCUGACGAUCAAGACCACCGAGCUCUUCUCACAAAGCGAAUACGAUGAAGUGGAGAGUCGUCUUGGACACGCCCAAGUCCUUCAGCUCCCGAAGCUUCGUCUCAAGACGUACUUCACGUUCGACGGGACAAUCUACGAACAGGUGAAAAGCACACCAAAGUGUUCGCUGAUUUCAGGAAUCAUCGCCGAGGCACUCCUGCAACGGUUAGAGUCGCUGGUCUUCCAACACCACAGGCCGAAGUUGUGGGUCCGCUAUGUCGAUGAUACCUUUGUCUUUAUCGACCGUGAUCGAUUGCUAACAUUCAACAAACGGCUCAACGCUAUCUUCUCGGAACAUAUAAAUAAAUAUGCGCAAUGA